AUGCACGUUUUGAUUACCAACGAUGACGGUCCUCCAAGUGAAGAGGCCUCACCUUACGUUUUGUCGCUCUACCGAGCGCUCAAAAAGUAUACAGACUGGGAAGUUUCUGUAGCAAUUCCAAACACUCAGCGCUCGUGGAUCGGCAAGGCACACAUGAUUGGCCAAGACGUAACCGCAAGCUACAUUUACCCAAACGAUCCAACCUCUUCUGAUGAAGGAUACUACGAUUAUCAAGGCCCAUAUGAUGUGCCGCAGCAAGAUAAGGCUCACAAGGAUGAAUGGGUGCUUCUCGACGCGACGCCGGCGUCGUGCGCAAAUAUUGGUAUCCACCACAUGUUCAACCAUAAAUCUCCUGUUGAUCUCGUCAUUUCCGGUCCAAACUUUGGUCGUAACUCAACUGCGUUGUACAUUAUGUCUUCAGGAACCGUGGGUGCCGCCAUGGAGGCUGCUUUGUGUGGUGUCCGCGCCAUUGGUAUUUCAUAUGCUUACGAGACUAAGACUCAUGACCACAAUCUUAUCGACACUGCUUCACGUCUUGCAGUCGAACUUGUGGAACAUUUGUAUACCAACUGGGACACCAAGGACGGAGUCCAGUUAUACUCAGUCAACAUCCCUCUUGUCGAGGGUCUCGGUGAUUCUACACGCGUUUUGUAUGCACACAUUCUUCAAAACCAGUGGGGUCCUGUGUUUGAACCUUGGGAAGACUUUGAGCGUCGUCGUGAUGCUGACCCCAAGGCUGUGGCCGAGGAGGAGGAACUGCAUAUCGGUGUUCCUGUGCCGAGUUUGAUUGAGGACGGUGACAGCAACCAGCUCACUCACCAAACUAACGGUACAGCCAACCGCAACAAGGCCCGGCGGCAGUUCCGAUGGAAGCCUGAUUACCAGGCUGUCCGUGACUCUGUCAAAGGUAGUAAAGAGGGUAAUGAUGGAUGGGCUGUCGAUCAGGGUCACAUUAGUGUUACCCCUCUACGUGCAUGUUUCCAUGUAGUCGACAUUGCCGGCGACAUUAAGCUUCAACAUAAAAAGUAA
Magnusiomyces paraingens is the source of this 1029-nucleotide messenger RNA. RefSeq lists its product as uncharacterized. Bases 1 to 1029 code for a protein of 342 amino acids. Gene Ontology annotation, molecular function: hydrolase activity. The transcript has 2 exons. Gene Ontology annotation, cellular component: P-body. NCBI's taxonomy places the organism in Eukaryota, Fungi, Ascomycota, Dipodascomycetes, Dipodascales, Dipodascaceae. The record is from RefSeq and is a predicted model, not a curated record.